This is a messenger RNA of Globicephala melas (long-finned pilot whale), 5596 nucleotides long. It is a transcript of the gene SUPT3H, whose product is annotated as SPT3 homolog, SAGA and STAGA complex component. NCBI's taxonomy places the organism in Eukaryota, Metazoa, Chordata, Mammalia, Artiodactyla, Delphinidae. The record is from RefSeq and is a predicted model, not a curated record. Gene Ontology annotation, molecular function: transcription coactivator activity; protein heterodimerization activity. Gene Ontology annotation, biological process: transcription by RNA polymerase II.
UCUCUCAGCCCCCUACCCCGCCCCUUUCCAAGCGUGUCCCGGGCCGCCGCCGCAGAAACCGCACCAUCUCUAUCCCCACAUUCUCCACGCGGGACGCGCAGCCGGGUCUACAAGUGUUCUUAGAACAGAGACGAGCUAUCUGGAAUAAGGCCAGCAAGUGACCUGUCCAUUUAAGCCACAGAUGAAUAACACUGCAGCCAGCCCAAUGUCUACUGCCACUUCAAGUAGUGGAAGAAGUACAGGGAAGUCUGUAAGCUUUGCAGCAGAAUUGCAGAGUAUGAUGUUUUCUCUAGGUGAUUCUAGGAGGCCUCUUCAUGAAACAGCAGUUUUGGUAGAAGAUGUAGUACACACUCAGUUAAUUAACCUGUUGCAGCAAGCUGCUGAAGUUUCUCAGCUCCGGGGAGCAAGGGUAAUCUCUGCUGAAGAUCUUCUGUUUUUGAUACGCAAAGAUAAGAAAAAACUUAGAAGACUGCUAAAAUACAUGUUUUUCCGAGACUACAAAUCAAAGAUCGUCAAAGGCAUCGACGAGGAUGAGCUUCUGGAAGACAAAUUGAGUGGCAGUAAUAAUGCGAACAAAAGACAAAAAAUCGCUCAAGACUUUCUCAACUCCAUUGACCAAACAGGAGAACUCUUGGCAAUGUUUGAAGAUGAUGAAAUUGAUGAAGUUAAACAAGAAAGAAUGGAGAGAGCAGAAAGACAAACUCGAAUUAUGGAUUCAGCUCAAUAUGCAGAAUUCUGUGAAAGUCGACAGUUAAGUUUCUCCAAAAAAGCCUCCAAAUUUCGAGACUGGUUGGACUGCAGCAGUUUGGAGAUAAAGCCCAAUGUUGUCGCUAUGGAAAUUUUAGCAUAUUUAGCGUACGAAACUGUGGCACAGUUAGUGGAUCUGGCUCUUCUUGUGAGGCAGGACAUGGUAACCAAGGCAGGAGACCCCUUCAGCCAUGCCAUUUCUGCCACCUUCAUUCAGUAUCACAGCUCUGCUGAGGGGUCUUGCCUAAGGUCCUACCCAGACUCUCCUGAGAACACACCUCCUCCUACACCAAGCACUCCAUCAUCUGGAUCACAGCUCUCAGGGAGAACCACAUCAGGAUCCCUAGGGAAUGGGAGUGCUGGACAAGACUCAGCUAAAACCAAACAAAGGAAGAGAAAAAAGAGCACUGCGGCCUGUGGUGUUGAGACUCACAGCGAUGCCAUCCAGCCCUGCCACAUCAGAGAGGCCGUUCGACGCUACGGCCACAAGAUUGGCCCACUUUCCCCAUUCACAAGUGCCUACCGCAGGAAUGGGAUGGCUUUUCUGGCCUGCUGAUGUGACUGUGACUGAGACAACAGGAAAGGCAGUGUUAUAUUAAGUGUGUGGAGGCACAUUUCCCGUACUUCCAAUGUGAAGCAGGAAGAUCCUUUGAGGCCAGCUUGGCCCGUUUUUCAGCCCUUUCUCCGGAAGCCAGCGGUUUACUUGGAACUCACAAAGGACACUCCUCAAAUAGUUACUAAUGUAAGUACAUUUUCUAAUCAUUAUAUUUUACUUCGUUACCUCUUUUUAGGUAGUGUCUCAUUAGGCCUGAUCUUGCUGAAAGAUUCCAAGCUGUCAGACUCAGUCUAUUUUCUCAGCAGGGGGUCCUUUGACCCUAACCACUUUGCGACUUAACUGUGUCCCUUUCCCAAGCAGUGCAGGCCCAGACAAGCAUAUGAUGCCUCUUGUCUCAAAAAUAAUUCUAUACUUUGAGAGCCAGGAUUCAGACCCUUGAAUUUGGGGAACUUACCAUAUGAGCUGAUGAGUCAAAAUAUCUAGUUUUAACCACUUUUGAAUUUUUUUACACAUACAUUUACCCCAAAAUACUCCGUGCGUUGAACAAGCACUUUCCUACGAGAAAAUGAAGCAGCUAACAGGUUUUGCUUCCCUUAGGUCAACCUAAGCCCAAGGUUUGUUUUUUGCUUCAUUUUUUAAAAAGUCCUUUUGGCAAAUAUAUGUCCUCCAUGUUACUGUGUAAAAUUCAGUGCCUAAUUCUACAGUUAUGUACAUCUGCUGGACAUAUACGCUCUUAGACAUUCGUGGCUGCCUACCAAUGUGAACGGUAUUACCAGGUCUAUUUUUAACAUUGUUUUGGCAAGGCUAUUGCUGUGGAAGAAAAAAAGUUCCUAUAGAAUUCUUAAUGAGAAAACUGAAUGAUUCUUUGAAAUGUGGUUGUGAUUCCCUGGCUUAUUCAGCGGUGAUGUCACAGGUGCUGAGAAGCAAGAAACAGUAGACUCGCUCGUUUGCCAGCGCGCUCUCAAGAUGCGCCAGAGGGGAAAUGAAACUCAUCUCGCAUGUGGUUGUGCUGAGCUGCGCUUCCCGCCACUGCUCGGGGGUCACACAGGCCCCUGCUCGGGACAUGUCUCACACACUCGGUUUGUCAUCCCUGUGAGCCUGUGUCAUGGAAUGGUGCGCUGUUUGCAUGUGUUUCUUAUAGAACUUGAUCGGCCCGCUGGCCUUCCUUCUGUUCAUUACCCACAUUUGUCUUAGAAAACAGCCACCUUGUUCUAGCUGUUGGAGAAAGACAGGGCUUUCCUCCAGCUCACCUGAGUCCCUUCGGUCGCUUCAUUAGCAAGUGGCGAGAAGUUCAGAGAAGUCUGUCAGGACAGGAGAACGUGCUCCGGCCUCCUUGUCACCUAAUUUGAAUCCUGGGCCACACUCUUGGGCAGAGGACACAAUGGCUCAUCGGGUGGUGUCCUGGUCAGGUCUCAGGUGGGUCUGUAAUAUUAAAAGAAUAAUAUAAUAUUAGUGAAUGCAAGGCAGUAUCUGAAAGGAAAGCCAACGUCCCCUUGACGUUUAUAAAAACAUUAUUGUAACAAGUGAAUUCUUUCUGUGGAAUCUGUUAAACUAAUAUGCAGUAAAUAUAAUGGUUCAAAGUCAAAAUCCCAUUCUUGAUUUAUGGAUUUACCAAAUUAACCUGCCAGACUCUCGUCCUUCUUGCAUAGGCGAAACUGCAGGACCUUUCCACAGUCGCACUUCAAUCUUUGGCUACGCAUUCCAAUCCCAGACCUGUCGCUGGUACCGCGAACGUUUUCCCCCUUCUCCCGAUGUCGUCUCAACAUCUCAGGAUCGUUGGCGUUUUCUCAAGACUGUAACCCUUACGCAGUCGUUUAUGGGACCAGCUGGUGACCUCACACACUUCCCAACUGUGCUGCAAACCAUUUCAACACAACCCCAUGCCUCGGAGUUUUGAUAACUUGACCUGGAGCUCCUGGGUCUGUAGCAACUUGGGGGCAGCUCAGUACCUGCUAAGGUAUUGCUUCCCCUGCCCCCGGCCCCCCAAAAGGGCUGUAAAAGGUUAGGGUUCUGAGAGGUGGGCAGAGGCUGUGGCACACACACUCCUGGAAGGCCUCCUUUCUCCUGCUCCCUGGCACAUGUUCGUUCUGACGCCUCCUUUGCUAAGGGCCACGUGCUCCAGACCAGCAGCCACAGCAAGAGGGCCCAGCUCUGGGGUGAAGAAAAGAGAUGCCAAGGCAUCCUCAGAAGGACGCUGUCCUUCCCCUCACACAUCAUCCGCUGCCCGCAGCCCAGCUCCCCUGAAGCCCUGGAGGGGCGGCCACGGGCAGAGUGAGGCUGACUCAGAAAUGCCCCCUUUGUGCCUCUUUUGCCGGUAGCAGAACUUCAGUAGCAGAACUUGAUCUUUCAGGAGUCUCUUUGGGAAUCUCUGGGUCUUCUGCUUUUAACAGCUAAGUGAAGCAGUAUCCCCUUAUAAAAGGAAAAAUGCCGCUUCAAGAUUUGCUCAAGACAGAAUGAUGACACUUGGCAAGUCCAAAAAGAAGAAUACUUCGCUGCCCGCUCUCUGCUCCCAGAUGUUCGGAUCACUGAGAAAUGGUACAGCCAGGGUGAGGGGGUGCGAACUGCUUGUUUAUUUGGCGUCUCCUUGGGGGGGGGGGGUUAUAAAAAACAAACAACAAAAACACACACAGAAAAGCUCGACACAAUAAAUAAACCAUUGACAGUAACCUAAGACGAAGCGCUCCUGCGAGCUUCUGAGCCUGUCUGUUUGUUGCUGUUCUGCAAUUAGCCGAGGAUGCUCGUGGAUUGUGCUAACGCAGCACUGAGCCCCUGGCCAAACACCUUCUCAGGUUUUUUUCCCCUCUGUGUUUUGCUAAUCCCUGGAUGAAACAUAAUCGCAGAGCAAUGUUCAAGGUUGGACGCAACAGGGAGGAACUCGGCGUUGGCUCCCACCCAGUGGAAAUAACAUGCCAUUGGACUUGACAAGGCAGGAGGAAGGAUGUUAAACAAAUACACUCCCUCCAGCCUCCCUAGCAAUGGCUCGCUGCUCUCCACAGAAGCCCCAAGUUUUCCCAAGCUGCUCACUCAGCUCCCAGGUUUCAUCACCUGAGAUAUGUUGUAUAAGAUAAAUAGGCGGGGAGGCCAACGAGCAAAAAUUCCAAUCAGGAAAAGAAUGGAAAGAGAAUUAAGUCAUUUAUAUCCAUCCCUCUAGGGCAAAAUUAAAGUAACAAAAGUAUCUGUGUAUAAUAAAUAUAUAAUUAUACAUAAUAAUUAAACUCCAGCCCCUUGCAGUCAUCAUUCUUUUUUCCUUUCUCUCAAACCAGAGGAAAACAUUUCUCCUUAUUGUGAUUUCAAGUGCAGACUUCUGAAUCAGAAGUUCCAGGUACCACCUGACUUCCUGUCAUUUUGUGUUCUGAUGACAGCAUGGGAAAGGGAAUCAGAGAAUGGGACAGAAUUUUCUCCAGUGAACAGAGAAGGCUCUCUAAAAGUACUCAUCUGUUCCACAUAAAGUUAUCUAAAAUAUACACCCUCGCAAGUGUAUGUAUUUGUAACUAAUUUAAUCUUUUUUUUAAUACAUUUAUUUUAUUUAUUUUUGGCUGCAUUGGGUCUUUGUUCCUCCUCGCGGGCUUUCUCUGGUUGUGGCCAGCGGGGGGCUACUCUUCGUUGCGGUGCGCGGGCUUCUCAUUGCGGUGGCUUCUCUUGUUGCGGAGCACGGGCUCUAGGCGCACAGGCUUCCGUAGUUACGACGUGUGGGCUCAGUAGUGGCUCGCAGGCUCUAGAGUGCAGGCUCAGUAGUUGUGGUGCACAGGCUUAGUUGCUCCGCGGCAUGUGGGAUCUUCCCAGACCAGGGCUCAAACCCGUGUCCUGCGUUGGCAGGUGGAUUCUUAACCACUGCGCCACCAGGGAAGCCCUCUCAGUUAAGGUUUACAACAACGCUCUGAGAUUGAUAGUGUUAUUUUUACUUUACAGGUGGAAGUCUGGGGUGCAGAGGGGUUUAAGACCACACAGAUUCAACCAUGGAACGAACUGGAGAUCUCCACGUGGUUCCAGACAGAAAAGCGGGCUCCGAGGAGUCAGGGAGGCAAAGCUAGAGGUUAAAGACAGUAACAACAGCAAAUCCCCCUACUGUCAGGAGACUAACAAGCAAAUAAAUAAUAAAUAAUAGAGCCUGGCCUCAGUGCUCAACCUUUUCCUAAGGAGCUUAGAAAGUGCUCAGAUGGAUAUGGGGAGGGGGAAGGGUAAGCUGUGACAAAGCGCAAGAGAGGCAUGGACAUACAUACACUACCAAACGUAAGGUAGAUAGCUAGUGGGAAGCAGCUGCAUAGCACAGGGAGAUCAGCUCGGUGCUUUGUG